AUGUCGGGCCAAGAAGCGCAGGCGUUACAGGAGCUAAACUUGAGCAGAGAAACGUGGUGUCAGGUGGAGGGAAGUGCGCGUCAGUCCUGGGACCGGGCCCAGAGGAAACACUACCGGAGGCACUUGAAAACCAGCUCCAGUCUAGACCGGGCUCUGACGGGACAGAACCAAAGCAUCACCUCUCGCCUGGACCACCCUGCGCCUGGCCCACUGGCCCAAAGACGACACUAUGAGGAAAGCUAUCAGUCCCAUCUGGUGUAG
Messenger RNA from Knipowitschia caucasica, 261 nucleotides. Lineage: Eukaryota; Metazoa; Chordata; Actinopteri; Gobiiformes; Gobiidae. The record is from the annotation of a GenBank genome assembly.